GCUCGUGCUCUUUGUGAUGAGUGUGAGUGUCUCGCGCCCCUUCCGAGAAACACGUCCACAGCUGUGAAUAUUUGUGCGGGGGAAAAGACACAAGUUUGAUAAUUGCUCAUGACUGGAAUGCCCGCUAAAAAAAAAAGAACCGAAAAAGCCACGUGAAUGGUGUGUGAAAAAGAAAGAAAAAAGAAAAAGAAGAAACGCGGCGCGUUGUAACCCCGCGCGUCACAAGAAGGCGUGAAAACUGCAGAACGCGUUAUUUCGCUACGGAUUGUGAGAGUGUGCGCGCGUGCCUGUGUGUAGGUGUGCGUUCGCGUGUUUGCACCCGUUUGUGUUUGUAUUUCACCGGUUUUGUUUCUUUACAAAAAACACAAACACACAAAAAAAACUUGGAAGUGUGUGGAGGUGUGUGUUCGAGAAGGAUACGCGAGACGGUCGUUUUACUGGAUUAAAGCUUCAGGAUUUCUAAGAUGGAUCAGAGGAUUGGAAAUUUACUCCUUGUGCUUAUUCUAAGCGUUCGUGGUCAUGAAACAGAUGGUGAUCGUGACUUUAAGAUGUGUGGAACGUGGAAGCAUGCUAAUGUCUUGCGAACCCUGCAUUACGAUAUAAAACAUGGAUGUAGCGGCAUCGUCAUUGCAGCUAAUGCAAGCACUCUGUCCAUCCAGGGCUCAGUAACAGCUCAGUGUCAUAUCUCUGAUGUUCAGAAGCUAAUUGCUUCUCAAAGUUCCUCCACUUCCUUUUGUGUGUUCUGGGAGCCACUGCUGGACCAGCUGAUGGUGGAGGUGGACAAGGAGAACUUCACUCUCUGUAAACCUAGAGAACUACAAGCCAAUUGCUGUACAUAUUUGUCUUCUGGAGAACAGAAGUCUUCCCAGCUAUAUGGAAUUGAGAGUGGCAGCAUACAUGGGGAUUUUUUAAGCGAAAAAGUCAUAGCUGAGUACGAGUUUAAAGGCGACUGGUUGAACUGCAAGGAAUACUUCUGCAAUAAGGCAGCUCAGGAGUCACGAGGAGCAAACAUGAUAGAGGAGGCUGUCCUGAGGUCAUCUGAGCUUGGUGCCAUUUAUCUGCCAUGUGCUCAGACUACUGUGAUCGAGAUGAAGGAAGAUUUUGCUGGAUAUAAUGUCACGCUGCCUGCUCCGAGGGGCGUACCACAAGAGAGUAUCCCAGUAGUGCACUUACCCGCCUGCCUUAAACCCGCAAAGACAAAAAAAUCCAAAGUGGUCUGUAGCUUCUACAAGAACAGCACAUUUUUCAAGAAAAGUUCUCAAAAGAUUUUGACAGACGUUGUUGGGAUUUCGGUGAAGAAUGAGAUCAUCACAAACCUCCCAGAGCCUCUCAGAAUCAAGUUUCAUCACUCGGUACUUAAGAAAACAGAGCGUAGCAAAUGCGUCUCCUGGGAUACAAGAAAAGAUAAUGAGGUUGUGUGGCGGGAGACAGGUUGUGAAACAUACCGCCACAGUGAAGUCGAGACGGAGUGCUGCUGUAAUCACCUCACGUACUUUGCUAUUCUUGUGGAUGUGAACCCUACAAGACGUUUACGUCACCUGGAGGCCCUGACCUACAUUACAGCUGUGUGCUGCGCCAUAUCCAUUGUCAGCUGUGCCAUUCUCUUUGUAUCGCUCUGCAGACAGAGGAAAUCAAAGAACCAGUCGAGUCUGGUGCACCGUGGUCUGGUUGUAGCCCUGUUCCUCCUUCUAGUGCUUUUUGUCUCCAAUGGCACUAUAGCGAAUGUUGCAAAUGAGAGUGUGUGUCGCAUCAUGGGCAGUCUGCUGCACUACACACUCAUCAGCGUUCUUUGCUGGAUGGCUGUAGAAGUGAUUCACACCUUCUGGAUGAUGUACAUGGUGUUUAAUCCAUCACCGAAGCCAUGGAUCUGGUACCUGCUGGGAUUUGGUUUUCCAGCUGUGCCAGUUAUUUCUCUGGGACUAGUCGGAGACAUUUACGGCCAGAGGAAAGUGAAGUCUGAUGAUGUGACAACUACUUAUCGCAUGUGCUGGAUGACAGACUCUCGCUCAGCUUUGAUGUCUCACUUUAUCAUCAACACUGGCUUGCUGGCGGCAGUGGUGAGCUCCGGCCUGAUCAUGCUUCUGCUAGUGUUCAGGAAGAUCCAUAAUCGAGACGAAUGGAGGAAGAACCGUGUGGCCUUCCUCAGCAUCUGGGGUCUCAGCUGUCUGUUUGGUUCCACCUGGACUCUCGCUUUCUUUUCUUUUGAAGCCUCAGAAACCAUCCUCUUCCUGUUCUGCAUCAUUAACUCCUUACAAGGGUUUUUCCUCAUGUUACGGUUCUUUGCUCUGGAGCGGAUGCAGAAGAAUUCUCAGUCCAGUUCUGACUUCAGCAGCACCGGUUCUACACGACAGCAAAUGCUACAAAACUCCUAAAAAGAUAAAGAUGUAAAAGUGUAUUCAUUUUUAAAAUCAGUUCUUAGAGACAAACCAUUUAUAAAGAUUUAUAUUUCAGCAUUAAACUCCUGCUGGUCAGGUACAGGGCUGUACACUUGGAAAAAAAAAAAAAAAAAAAGACCAAAAAACAAAGCUAAAUUUUCAAUUGUAUUCAGUUCCUAAAUGUAUUAAAUUUUUAAUAUUUGAUUUUACUUUGUUAUUAGCACUUUAGUUUUAUUCCUUAUGUUUUGACUACUGUUUAGAAAUACUGACUAUUUUAGAUGUAAUUAAAAUAACUGUAAAGCACAAGAAAGUUUUUUUUUCUUAAAAAAAAAAAAAAAGUUUAAAUUUUUUGUAUUAUUUAUUGGCAGAAAUCCAGGGUUAAACUUGAAACAAUUCAAGCUUUUCUUUCACAAGAACCUUGUUUAUUGUUUAUUGAACUUAAAGUUUAAAAAAAGUUAAAAAAAAUUCCAAAUAAGUAAUAUUUACACAAGGAAUGCAAAAUUCAUGAAAAGACAGUAAGCUGGAAAAAUGUUUGCAUCGUAUUGGAGAGCGAGAAAUAAAAGGAAUAAAAUUAGAGCAGUGGCUGAGCUGCGUUGCUAUAAAAUUUAGAAGCAUGUCACAUUUAUGAGGAGCUCUUUCACCGUUUAGUCAUUUUGUCUCUGCCUUUUUUAGAAUUUUGUAGCGAUAUCUUAAUGUAACUAUUUCAUAAUUUCACAGCUGAUUAGCAUGUUUCAACAUUUGUAAAUCUGGCAGGAAUGUUUAUUUCAGAAAAAAACAUGUACACAUUUUUAGUAAAAGACUAUGACCCAAUGUUUGAACAGUUACACGCAUAAAGCUGGCAUUCUAUUAAAUCUUUAAAUAGCUCAUGAUUAUAAUAAGUUAGUGUGUGAUGAGUUGGUGACAUGUUAAAGGUAUAAUUGCAGAUUUUUUUGGAAAAAGCACACUGGUAAUGCACAAAAAAAAACAAAUUAAUAAUGAGUAUAGCACAGUUUUAUAAGUCAAAGAAAGUAAAUAUUAUCCCUGGAGUAAAAGUAUUUUUACUAUUAAAAGACUAUAAAAAGUUGUGUAUAUCAUAGUGAAGAUGUAAUGAUGUUUUUCUCCAGUGAAAUGUUUAUUUCACACAUUUUUCCAUGGUGUAAAAUGUCUUGCUUGUGAGUGUUUUAAAGCUAUCUUUUGUUACCCAAUAUUAUACUGGUGAUAAAAUGGAGUUCUUCCAGAUAAACAUUAUGUAAUGUACAGCACUUUUAUUAAUUGAUUGUUUUAUUUAUGUAAUGGGUUCAUUCUUUUAACUGAACUUUAACCUCAUUUCAUGCCAUUUCAUGGUAUCAUUUUGAUUGAUUUUGAUAGUGGAAAAUUACUUAAUAUUAUAUUUUGUUAUCAGUGUUCCUGCUUUAAAACCAAAAUAUUGAAAUUUGAAAUUUAAAAAAAUUCUAAUGAGAAAAACAAAUUUGCUUAAUUUUUUUUUUUUUUACUUGAAUGUUUUUUUUAAUAUAAAUUCACAGACAAUAUAUUAAAAAAUCUGAGAUUAACAUAUUUAAUUGUUAAAGACAGGGGUGUCCAAACCUUUUUUUUCCUGAGGGCCACAUACAGAAAAAUAUACAAAGGACUGGGCCACUCACUAGACGUGUGGUAUACCGCCUCACUUUUAAUGCAAUAAUAUUGGUAAAAUCAAACCAUUGCAGGUAAAUUACGUUUGAUAAUUGCACAUGUUUGAACAAAAAAUCCUCCAUCACAGCUCUCCGUUAGUAGAUUUUCAUUUUAUUUUGGUUCCACCAUUUCUGGUGACCCUAAGCUAAUUUUUUACUUUGAUUACUUGCUAUUGUGGAUUCGCUGCCUUGUUCAAGAUAGCUCCACCUAGUGUUGAAACUCGGAAGUACAAUACAUUUAAGCGCAAAUAUUAUGUGAGUGCCAUAGACUAUUAUAUUUUUAGACUUUGAUACGGGCCAAUUAAAAAAUUAGUUUGGACACCCCUGGUUUAAUGGCUCACUUUAUUGUUCUUUGAAAACGGCAUGAAAUGAGGUUCAUGAGAUUUUUCUACACUGAAGCUGAAUUUUUUUAAAAGUAAAAUAAAUAUUGUUUUGUAUUUGUGUAUGAAUGUGAGUGAAAAUAUGUGAUGUAAUUAUGUUGUGUAGAGUGAAAAAUAAAAGCUGUUUGCGCUUUA
Molecule: messenger RNA, 4536 nt
Organism: Silurus meridionalis
Lineage: Eukaryota; Metazoa; Chordata; Actinopteri; Siluriformes; Siluridae
Gene: adgrg1
Product: adhesion G protein-coupled receptor G1
Exons: 14
Coding region: 465-2372 (635 amino acids)
Biological process (GO): cell surface receptor signaling pathway; adenylate cyclase-activating G protein-coupled receptor signaling pathway
Cellular component (GO): membrane
Molecular function (GO): G protein-coupled receptor activity
Source: RefSeq, a predicted model, not a curated record